Zerene cesonia (dogface butterfly) is the source of this 570-nucleotide messenger RNA. Its product is annotated as cubilin-like. The transcript has a single exon. Gene Ontology annotation, molecular function: calcium ion binding. Lineage: Eukaryota; Metazoa; Arthropoda; Insecta; Lepidoptera; Pieridae. The record is from RefSeq and is a predicted model, not a curated record. The annotation marks the transcript as partial.
AAACCAAAUGGUCCUCGAUCUAAUAUAUUCAUUGGAAACAUCAAUCUAUUAGAUUUAAACAUCACCAACAAUAAUGGCAUAUCGCCAUUGUCUGUCAAGCCGUCUUCGGAUUACAACAACGAUCGAAAUAACAAUAAAGAUAUAAGCGAGAUAUUGAGAAGAAUGGAACGUUUAGAAAGCUUCAGUUUAACCAUGCCAAAUACUGUUCUCGUAAAUUUUACGCAUUUGAACAGAAGAUUAAAUACUCUCAGUAAUAGGCUACGCACGUUGCAAUCAACUGUGAAUAGUAUAAAAAGAGCAGAUGAAUGUCAAUCGCAUCCUUGUGAAAAUGGAGGAACCUGUCUGAGCCUAGCCAGUGGUUAUUAUUGUUUAUGUCCGAAAAAUUGGAAAGGAGAAAACUGUGACGAAGAUGUGAACGAGUGUAAAAUGUAUGAAGGCACUGAUUUGGGUUGUCAAAACGGCGCGACAUGUAUUAACAGGCCGGGUUCUUAUGAAUGCAUUUGCAAGUCUGGCUGGUAUGGAAUACACUGUACACGAAAAGAAAGAAACUGUUCUGGAAAUGAUUUUGAA